Messenger RNA from Electrophorus electricus (electric eel), 3031 nucleotides. RefSeq names its product lymphatic vessel endothelial hyaluronic receptor 1a (gene lyve1a). NCBI's taxonomy places the organism in Eukaryota, Metazoa, Chordata, Actinopteri, Gymnotiformes, Gymnotidae. Gene Ontology annotation, molecular function: transmembrane signaling receptor activity; hyaluronic acid binding. The record is from RefSeq and is a predicted model, not a curated record. Gene Ontology annotation, cellular component: plasma membrane. Gene Ontology annotation, biological process: cell adhesion.
UAGGAAAUUCAUGUCAGGGGCCUUUCCUUAAUAUGUUCUAACAGAUUAUAUACUAUUCCAUACUGUAUUCCCCACUGCCUAUUGUAAACAUACACUUAAAGUAGAUAUAGUUCUAGCAAACAGAUCUGGCAUGUAAAGAUGGAAUUUUAUGCAAUAUAAACCAUGUGGUACAUGGUACAACACUGUGCCAAAUGUGGUAUGAUCACGUAGCUGUUAUGCACUGGGUCUCGGCCUUCUCCAGGCUGCUGCUGUUCUUGGGGCACGUGCAGUCUCACUCUUAGGUAAUACGCAAACAUCAGCAGUGAGCAAAACAGGCAAAUUCAUUCCCAUGGAAUAGUUGCUGACUCGCUGAUUAUAGGAGAGGAAUGACUGGCUCAUUUUUUCCUGAGCUUCGGUGUCAUUUUGCUCUACCAGAGGGAUCUAGCGUGCGUGCGUGCGUGCGUGUGUGUGUGUGGAGUGAAGAUGUUUUCCUGGAAGUGGAACAUAGCAGUGUGUCAGUGAAAGAUCACAGGAAAGCAAAGGAACAUAGGACAGGAAAUAAUUGUUCAAUAUGGUGUCAAAGCUAAAUGGAAAGCAGUGCAUAUCCACAGUUUCUCUUCAAGAGCUCUGGGAACUGACUUCAAAAAUGUUUGUUUACCGUCCUAAAGAGCUACAUCUAAUGGUCCUUUCCCUCCGCCCUGUUCCCUCAGUUGGACCUGUUGUGCUUUAGUGCUAUCUAACUCAGAGUUCAACAUCUUGGAUCUGAAAUAUUGUAAAACUCCUAUAGUGUACCGGUAAAAAUAUCUUUACAUUUCUUGUUCACAUACACUCUAACAAUGAUGUUUUGCACAGUUGACUGUUUUGUAGAGCGCAAUCUAUCAACGGGGCCUGUUGUCAUUAGUGUGUGUUAUCAGUGAAGAAUCCAGCCUGGGAUGGGCUCCCUGCUGACCUCAUCAGCAACGCAGUCGCUCCUCCCGUUUCCUCUUCCCCCGGUACUGUGACCUUGUCGUGCCACUUCAUAGGGGACAUUUAUGAAAUAAUCCCCCCUCCUUCCUGCACCCUGGGGGACAGAAGCCUCGCUAUAAGCCUUCUCUUGACAUUUGGAGCUACGUUUCAUCGUGAAGCACUUGGAGCAAAAAGGCUCCAACAUGGCAAGAAUCACAAUGCUCUUUCUUCUCCUGAUUCAUUUAAUCACACCUGCUUUGCUUAUAGAAACUGACCAGAUCACAGUUUACCCCGGAAAUGGCACCAUCUAUGGUGUAUUUCACGUGGCACUCCGAGGGGCCUAUGCGUUCAACGCCUCGGUAGCGAGAAGCGUGUGCCAGCAGCUGAGCGUGACCAUAGCAGACAAGGCACAGGUGGCGGGUGCUUUGCAGCACGGCUUUGAAACUUGCAGGUUCGGAUGGAUAAACGAACAGGUUGCGGUUAUUCCCCGAAUCGAGCAGAAAGUAAACUGCGGUCAGGGGAAAGUUGGAGUCAUCACAUGGCGUGCGCCUCUUACCACCGAGUUUGAUGUCUUCUGUUUCAAUUUAACAGAUUUUGAAGUGCAAGCUGAGAUGACCGCUACGCACGUGCAGCAGAACACGACGUACGCGUCCCGGUCUAGCGGAGUUCUUCCAGAAACUGCUCCUCCUGCCUCCGAGUCUCCUCUCUGGAGCGCCACACCCUGUCCCUCCUGCUCCCCGUCCUCCCCGCAGGACUUGGAGGACGAGGCUAGCGGCCCAAGCCUCACCCUUGGAGUCGUCCCCGCUGCAUUUCUCAUCAUAGCCGUCUUCGCAGUCCUGCUUGCUGCCGUGGCAGCUUUUUGGCGUUUCAAAACUAGCCCUUUAAGCAGUGGGGAGCAGAAAGAGUGCAUAGAGGCCCAGGUGCACGACAGCUGCAGCAGGAAAAACGCAGAGGAGCCUCAGUCCAAGGUGCAAAACCACAGCGUGGAGAAUGUGACCGAAGUCAGGGUAACCUCCGGGAGCAAGGGCGGGAAAGCCUCUUAAUGACAGCUCUUAUCAGUCAGCGACCAGUCAUCGCAGUGGGCGCAGCAGCAGCUGCUUUAAAAGCUAUAUUUAUUUUUCUCUACUUUUGUAUGGAUUGGAUUUGACUAUAAAAAACAUUAGCAUUAACCUUAACAUAAAUGGUGUGGAUUUCUUUUAUGUUUUGUUUAGCUUCAAGCAGAGGCAUGUGCUCUGAUGAACAAAUAGCACUACAUAAGAGUACAACCUAAAGUGCAAAGAGGGUGCAGUGCUCUCGCAUGCACACAUGCACGCGCGCACACACACACAAAGGCCACCAGAACAACAAACUACUUUCUCUCAGCCAAACAUGGUGGUCUUACAUGCAGCGGGGAUCCAUACAACUGCCACAGCAAAGAUGAUUGUGUAAGAUCACUGUAGACCUUUGGCAUAUAUUAUUAUUAGUUACAUUUAUAUAGUGCCUUUCUUGAAGUCAAGGAUACAUAUGCAUAUAUAUUUAUUUAAUGCAAAUGGUCUCGUUUCACCAAAUCUUUGGUUUAUAAAGGACUUCUCUUUUUUAAUCAAUCAUUCUUGAAUGAUUUAUUAUUCGCUACAACAAUAUAAAGAAACGCCAGUGCUUUUUUGACUUAUUAUUCAUGUACAGUUUGAUGGAAGAGUAUAUCCAUUGUAUAACUUUAUAUACAGUAUGUGCAACAUUUUUUACCAGUCGCUAAAUUACAUCAGACGCAGGUGACAAGCUUAUAGGGUGUUGAAUAAAUACAUCUCCUAUACAUCAUGGAGUAUUUCUAUCAACGCAGCAUGAGGCAUAUUGUUGUAGUCUUUCAAGUUCCCUCAGCUCAUAGGAUCCUAGGCUUUUAAUCAACUAAGGUUUUGGAGUAAUUUCUCCUGUGCUCAUAUUUUUAACGUACGGUGGCCUUCCUAGAUCAUUGCAGGACAAUGAAAGAUUAGAAACAUGCCUGAUCCCAGGUGGAACAGCAGCUAUUCCACCUCUGGGUCAGCAAGUAUCAUUCAAACAGCUGCUAAGCUUUAUGGUUUUAUGAAGAAUACAUAUAAUCAAAAGGCCACAACAGUACAACAGUAUUGUCCAG